This is a messenger RNA of Racocetra fulgida, 261 nucleotides long. NCBI's taxonomy places the organism in Eukaryota, Fungi, Glomeromycota, Glomeromycetes, Diversisporales, Gigasporaceae. The record is from the annotation of a GenBank genome assembly.
AUGGGAAAAUUGAAAAAAAAACAUGUUCAGGCUUUACAAAAUACAUCUCAAAGAGCUGCGAUUCAAAAAUCGAUUAAUCUAGUGUUAGCUUUGAAAGACUUAACUCAUAAUCAAAUUGUUUACAAAGCUACCACUGAUACAGUUGAACUAAUUGAUGAUAUUAUUCCUGAAGACGAUGAUAAGGACUUAGAGGUUCAAACUAGAAACAACUCUAGUAUACAUAUCCAAGUAUGGCUUAAGGAGGGUAUCGAAAAAUUUGUG